CGCCCCGCAGGGCCGGGCAGAGAGGCUGAGCCGACCGGCGGGUUCAUGGAGGGCGCGGAGCGGUGCGCCGAGGAGCGGGCGCCGCUGCUGGGCGCGCGGCGGGCGGCGUUCGAGGGGCGGCGCCUGGCCUGCGCCGCGGUGCUGCUGACGGAGCUGCUGGAGCGCGCCGCCUUCUACGGCGUCACGGCCAACCUGGUGCUGUUCCUGAACGGCGCGCCCUUCCACUGGGAGGGCGCGCAGGCCAGCCAGGCGCUACUGCUCUUCAUGGGCCUCACCUACCUGGUGUCGCCUUUCGGCGGCUGGCUGGCUGACGCGCGGCUCGGCCGGGCGCGCGCCAUCCUGCUCAGCCUAGCGCUCUACCUGCUCGGCAUGCUGGCUUUCCCGCUGCUGGCCGCGCCCAACACGCGCGCCGCGCUCUGCGGGACCCCUCACCCCACGCGCAUCCGCAACUGCUCGGCGCCCUCCUGCCUGGAUCCGCCCGCCCGCUACUGCGCGCCCGCCGCGCUCGGGGCGCUCGCGGUGGUCGGUCUGGGUGUGGGCGCGGUCAAGGCCAACAUCACUCCCUUCGGUGCGGACCAGGUCAAGGAUCGGGGCCCCGAGGCCACGCGGCGGUUCUUCAACUGGUUCUACUGGAGCAUCAACCUGGGCGCCAUCCUCUCACUCGGAGGCAUCGCCUACACUCAGCAGAACGUGAGCUUCGUGGUGGGCUACACCGUGCCCGCCGUCUGCAUCGGCCUCGCCUUCCUCAUCUUCCUCUGCGGCCAGAGCGUGCUCAUCAGCAAGCCGCCUGACGGCAGCGCCUUCACCGACGUCUUCAGGGUCCUGGCCUACUCCUGCCGCCCUCAGAAGCGCACCGGAGACGGCGACCCAGGGGGCGAAGGCAGUGGAGGCUUUCCGCACCCUUCUUCUAAACACAGUCUGUUUGGUUCAUGUAAGAUGUCCCGUGGAGGGCCCUUCACGGAAGACACAGUGGACGACGUGAGAGCUCUGGUCAAGAUCGUCCCUGUGUUCUUGGCUCUGAUACCGUAUUGGACGGUGUACUUUCAAAUGCAGACCACCUAUGUCCUGCAGAGUCUCCACCUGCGGAUUCCCGCGAUCUCCAGCAUCACGGCCACCACGCACACGUUCCCGGCCGCCUGGCUGACCAUGUUCGACGCGGUGCUCAUCCUGCUGCUCAUCCCGCUCAAGGACCGGCUGGUGGACCCGGUGCUGCGGCGGCGGGGCCUGCUGCCGUCGUCCCUGAAGAGGAUCGCCGUGGGCAUGUUCUUCGUCAUGUGCUCCGCCUUCGCCGCCGGGAUCCUGGAGAGCAAGCGGCUGGACCUCGUGAAGGAGAAGACCAUCAACCAGACCAUCGGGAAGGUCGUGUACUUCGCGGCCGACCUGCCCAUCUGGUGGCAGGUGCCCCAGUACGUGCUCAUAGGCGUCAGCGAGAUCUUUGCGAGCAUAGCAGGCCUGGAGUUCGCGUACGCGGCGGCGCCCAAGUCCAUGCAGAGCGCCGUCAUGGGCUUGUUCUUCUUCUUCUCCGGCGUCGGGUCCUUCGUGGGCUCGGGCCUGCUGGCGCUGGUGUCCCUCAAGGCCAUCGGCUGGAUGAGCAACCACUCGGACUUCGGCAACAUCAAUGGCUGCCACCUCAACUACUACUUCUUCCUCCUGGCCGCCAUCCAGGGCGCCACACUCCUGCUCUUCCUCGUCAUCUCUGUGAGGUACGACCGGCAGCGUGCGCGGGCCAGCGGGGCGGUGACACCUGCCAGCAGGAGGGCCUGACGCCCCCAGCAUCCUGCGGCCCGGGGACCGGAGUUCCGGGAGGCGCUGGCCACGUGCUGAGCCCAGUGGGACUGAGCCCCUGGCGGCGGGCAGGUGCCUUCCCGGCAGUGGCUCGUGCUGGGCGUGGCUGCUGGAACCGGGGCCCAGCAGCGCGUCCCUCCCAUCCGCACGUCUGUCCGUCUGCAGCUGGCGCCGAUGAGGCCCACCUGGCCUCGGCUCGGUGUUCGUGGGCGUCUUCAAGUCUCCCACUCGUGUCCCUGUGCAGCAGCUCCGACUGGAUUUUCUGAGUAACAAGCGUCUGCUCCUACACGGACUGGGUCAGGGCUGCGCGACGGUGCCCAUGGCGAGCCGCGUCCUUGCCGGAGGUGCAGGCCGGCACCGAGUGAGUUUACCUGCUGCUUCAACUGUGCUUCUCUCUAAGCCGUUGACAUUGCUUUUCUUUUCAGUGAGUGAGAACCUAAGUCAAGGAAUAUUUAAGUCUGUGUGCUCUGCCUCAAGCCGGAAAACAAGUUAUGAAGGCUUUGCAGCCUUGGCCGCGUCCUCGCGUGUGUCACCAUCUUGGGGGCGGAGACUGGAGACGGGUCGGGGAGCCAUGAGGAAAGGUCCUUCUGAACGAAGUCGAUGUGGUUGUUAAAUGUGAACUUGAACUGUUGGCCUCGGCGUUGCCAUUUGUAUAGUUAUUGUACACAUAGGUCCAGGUUCUGAUUUUGUUAAAUAAACUAUUCUUGUCACUGG
Artibeus jamaicensis (Jamaican fruit-eating bat) is the source of this 2499-nucleotide messenger RNA. RefSeq names its product solute carrier family 15 member 4 (gene SLC15A4). The transcript is spliced from 8 exons. Gene Ontology annotation, cellular component: membrane. The coding region runs from base 46 to 1764 and encodes 572 amino acids. The record is from RefSeq and is a predicted model, not a curated record. Gene Ontology annotation, biological process: oligopeptide transport; transmembrane transport; histidine transport. Gene Ontology annotation, molecular function: L-histidine transmembrane transporter activity. NCBI's taxonomy places the organism in Eukaryota, Metazoa, Chordata, Mammalia, Chiroptera, Phyllostomidae.